Messenger RNA from Dioszegia hungarica, 969 nucleotides. RefSeq lists its product as uncharacterized. Bases 1 to 969 code for a protein of 322 amino acids. The transcript has 6 exons. NCBI's taxonomy places the organism in Eukaryota, Fungi, Basidiomycota, Tremellomycetes, Tremellales, Bulleribasidiaceae. The record is from RefSeq and is a predicted model, not a curated record.
AUGGCACACACAGCUCACUCGCUACCAGACACAGCAUCAGUCUCGUCACGGACUCUCGAGAUUCUCAGCAAAGAGGGGAACCUCCCGAUCUGUACGGCGUGCGGGACGCAAUAUGGCUCGGCAAGAGAUACCUGUAUGAUAUGCGAGGAUCCUAGACAAGCUGUACCGCCCACGGGCCAGACAUGGACGAGCCUCACGCAGCUCAGCUCGUCAAGACGGAAUACGAUACUAGAGGAUACGGAUGAUCAUAGGGUCAAGUUCAUUGGGACCGAGGCGGGCUUUGCGAUCAACCAGACUCCUAUCCUCCUCGAGACCGCCGAGGGCUCAUACAUAUGGGACUGCUCCGCCUACAUCUCCACCGCACUGAUUCAUUACCUCUCCAAGGAGCUCAGGACCCCUCUGCGUGGUAUAGCCAUCUCGCAUCCCCAUUUCUUCUCCACCUCGCUCACUUGGUCUCGCCUCCUCGGCGUACCACUGUACUUGAACGAAGCGGACAAGGCGUGGUAUGUCCGCUUGGACGAGAUUGGAGAGGGCGAUAAGGUGGUGUGGUGGACUGGAGAGAGGGAGAUCGGGAAGGGCCUGAGGUUGAUACAAUGCGGAGGACACUUUCCCGGUUCAUCCGUUCUCCACUGGGAUCGCCUGCAAGAACCCGCACCUACCGAUCACCCGACCAAGCGCACGCCCGUAUCCGGUCUUUUGCUCGUGGCGGAUACGGUGAUGGUCCAGCCUACUCAGCGGGGGUUUACAUUCAUCUGGUCUGUGCCGAAUAUGAUACCCCUCGGCCCCAAAGACGUCCGAGCAAUCCAGCACACCCUCGCCUCCCUACCCUUCUCCCAAGCCACCUCAUCCUGGCCGAAUAGGUUUAUCAGAGAAAACGCGAGGGAGAUACUGUCGCAGAGCGUGGCGUCGCAUCUACGAGCGAUGGGGUGGGAGAUGGAGGGGAAGGAGGGGGAGCUGGUACCCGCGUGA